CCUUCCCUCUCUCUCGAACCCACAUACGCACUCUGUCCGCAACUCUCUCCAGAGGAACAAGGCAAGAGAAAGAAAGAAGGAAGAACCACAAAACUUUUCAAACAACAAGCAGGGAGGGCAAAGAGAAAACUCCCCGAAGAUGCCAAGCGCGUCGCUUUUACGCACGGAUCAUUCGGGUACGCGAGGCUUUUAAGGAGAGAAAACAGGAGGGAGGACGCGCUCUUUUUUUCCUCCUCCGCCGUAUGAGACGUCAAAAAUCUGCCUCGGGUUUAUAUACAAGUAAAGCAGGCGCUGUGGAGCUGGAACCGUGGAUGUCCCUGGGUCUGUGUGGAGGGCAGUGAAGGAUGCCAGGAUGCCCUCUCUGAUCCCCCAUCUGCUCGUCAUCUGGCUGAGCGUGCAGAGGCUGGCGUGGUGCACGGAGCGCUCCUCCACACGGGAGCGCUUCAAGGUGGUCAUCGCUCCCCUCAUCUGCAAGCGGAUCUGCCUGAAGGGCCAGUGUCAGGAUACCUGCGAGCAGGGCAACAACACCACGCUGAUCGCCGAGAACGGCCAGGCCUCCGACACGCUCAUCGGACAGGGCUUCAGGGUCGUUGUGUGUCCCCUGACGUGUAUGAACGGAGGAAUAUGCAGCUCGAGGAAACACUGCCUCUGCCCGCCAGGCUUCACCGGUCGGCUCUGCCAGUUUCCACUCCAGCAGACGCAGCAAGCACAGGCAGCGCGAGGCAACAAGCAGCCCGUCUACCCCAUAUCUCUGAAGCCAGACGGCCACAAACUGGUGGAGCAGUCAGGCAUAGGGCGGACCCAGUUGACGCAAACACACUCGGUUUUCACCCUGCCUUUUUCACAAGUAGGGCACCACUCAUCUGAAGUGCAGAUUAACGUGCGUGUUCACCACACACCGGACACGUCUGUGGUCAUUCAACCUCUCGACCAAUCAGACAUCAAGCCUCCUCACAAGACAGGGCCGCGCCCGCUCCCCCCGAGACACAAACCAAAGGGGCGCUGCUUCCAGGAGACCACGCCCAAACAAGCCUGCAACAGCACCCCACUUCCUGUUCUGACCAAUCAGGAAGAUUGCUGCGGCAGUGUGGGGAAUUCAUGGGGCCAAAACAAGUGUUAUCAGUGCCCAAAACUACCAAAUGCAUCAGUCAAACAGACAAUUGUAGAAGAGUAUGGCUCAACCUGUCCACAAGGCUAUAAAAGAUUCAACAGCACUCACUGUCAAGACAUCAACGAGUGCUCCAUGCAGGGCGUCUGUCAGAAUGGAGACUGUCUGAACACACUGGGCAGCUUCAAAUGUUCCUGUAAGGCUGGUUUGGUGCUGGACAGGCAUCGGUGUGUUGAGUCUCCAGCUGAGCAGGCUCAGUGCUUCCUGAUGGCGUCCGAGGCCAGGGGCUGCGAGCACGCGGUGACAACCCACCUUACCCAGGAGAUGUGCUGCUGCACGGUGGGCAAAGCCUGGGGCCGCAACUGUGAAAGAUGUCCUCAGGUGGGCACAGUGGCCUUCAGUAAGAUCUGCCCUGCUGGGAAAGGCUACUCCCUCCUGAACAUUAGAGAGACCGUGGCUUUCCCCCCCAUCUUCCCCCCCAAGCAUGAGAAAGAGGAGCCGAAGCGGCCGGAGAGGCCACCAGAGACAACGACCACCGUGCAGGCUCCUACCACCACCAGCAGUCCUCGUGUGCCCGUUGUUAAACCCACCCCUCCGACUAUCAUCAGAAUGACCCCAGGCAAUGACCCCUUCGAAACACAGACUAAAGUCUUGCACAUAAAUGAGUGUCAGAAGCCUGGCAUCUGUCCUAACGGCCGCUGUGAGAACCUCCCUGGUACUUACCGGUGCCUGUGCAACGAGGGCUUCCUUCCAUUAGCAGACAGCAAAGGGUGCAGUGACAUUGACGAGUGUGAGGACGUGCGGCUGUGUGCUUACGGCCACUGCAUCAACACUGAGGGCUCCUUCCAGUGCCAAUGUUACCCGGGAUACCAGCGCACACAGGAAGGAAGCCACUGUGAAGAUAUCGAUGAGUGUGAGAGACCUUCAAACUGUCAGCAGGGUCACUGUAUCAACAGCAUGGGCUCAUAUCACUGUGAGUGCCAGAAAGGCUACGCACUGGUCGGAGGCAGGAGAUGCCAAGACAUUGACGAAUGUGCUGCAGACAGAAGUCUCUGCCAGCCCUACGGCUCAUGUGAGAACAGACCGGGGUCGUAUGUGUGUGUCUGCAACCACGGUUAUGUCCUCUCAGAGGACAAACACAGCUGUGAGGCCGUUUAUGUGUUGAUAGACGAGAAGAAGGAGUGUUACCUGAACCUCGAUGACACCGUGUUCUGCGACAGCGUCCUGGCCACCAACGUCACCAAGCAGGAGUGCUGCUGCUCCAUUGGAGUGGGAUGGGGAGACCACUGUGAGAUCUACCCUUGUCCUGUCUCCCAUUCAGCCGAGUUCCACUUCCUGUGUCCAAACGGACGAGGUCUCUACUAUGAAGAAGGACUCCAGUACAGCCUGCCUGCUUUCCAUGACAUCGACGAGUGUUCUUUGUUUGCUGAUGAAAUCUGCAAGAAGGGUCGCUGUGAGAACACGCUGCCGGGCUACGAGUGCUACUGUCAGCGGGGCUUCUACUAUGACAGCAACCUCCUGGAGUGCAUUGAUGUGAAUGAAUGCCAUGACGAGUCUCUAUGCACUAACGGCCACUGCAUCAACACCGAGGGGUCCUUCUACUGCAACUGUAAGCGGCCUUGGACUCUAGAUUCCUACAAGAAUAAGUGUGUGAUGGCAAUAGUAGCAGAUGUGAAUGAGUGCGAGGACCCAGCCAACUGUAAGAACGGCCAUUGCGUGGACACCCCAGGGUCAUACUACUGCAUCUGCUCGCCGCCCUGGACCCUGGCUACUGACCGCAACAGCUGUGUGACUCCAGAGGAGCAGGCUGAUGUGAAUGAGUGCCAGGACCCCUCGUACUGUAAGAAUGGGAGGUGUGAGAACACGCCCGGCUCCUUUCACUGUUUUUGCGACCCGCCCCUCACCUUCAGUGCAGCGCUGAAACAGUGCGUCUAUGACGAUCGAACUGCAGCCCACAAGGACGUGUGUUUCCUGCAGGUUGACGAGGGCUUGAUCUGCAGCGAGCCGAGAAAUGGCAUGGUGGUGACCUACUCAGAGUGCUGCUGUCACUACGGUCGCGGAUGGGGGCCCGAGUGCAACACAUGUCCACCCAGAAACUCGGAGAUGUUCAGUCGUUUGUGCGAGAUGCAUCUGGAGACUGAGUCCGAUGGGGAGCAGGAUUUCCUCGCUGCUUUCGCCAACUACAAUCCAGGCGACAGCUCAGAGGAGGAUUCAGAUGAAUGUAGCUGUGCAAAUGGCCGCUGUGUCCGCUCCUACCUGGGCACCAUGUGUGAAUGUAACACAGGCUUUAGGCUGGACCACUCUCGCACCCGCUGUAUAGACAUUGAUGAGUGUGCGGAACCAAGGGCUCGUGUCAGUCCCUGUAAGAACGCUCGCUGUGUGAACACCACCGGCUCAUACAAGUGCUUCUGCAAAUUCGGCUUCGUGGCCACACGCAGGCCAAACAUAUGCCUUCGUCGCAGGACUCGGUAACCUCUGCGUGUCCCUGUGUUUACGCCUGUCGGAAGUUUGCAACACAUGCAAUUACCCCACACAUGCACCUCCGUCUCUCAGAACAGACAUUGGACUGUGUGUAGUGUGCGCAGUGAACCUUAAAAAACAUGCUCUCGUCCAGAGCCUGAUUGUAGGAAGGGCUCAUAUGAUAGAACAUAACAUAUCAUUGUCAAAUCAGUUUUCACGCCCCCCCCCCAUUUCACAUUUAAAGAAAUUCAGACAAGUAAUAUGUUUGUUUUAUUGUUUGUAAUUAUUGUUUUUUAAAAUGUUUUGUUAAGUAUAAAUUGUGCAUUUUUGUGAUUUUUUUCUUUCUCUCUUACUUUGAAAUGCUGAUGUCAAGCCCUCUCUUGUUUUAAUAAGGAAAUAUUUUUCUACCAGGUUUUCUGCUGCAGCCCAUUUCAUAUUUCUAUACGUUUUAAAUGAUAUGAUGAUUUUUCCCUUUACAUUCCCAUAAGUCCACAAAAUGUUCAAUUCUAAACUCUUCUAACCACACACUUUUGAUUUUGUGUUAUUGUACAUUUUGUCUGUUUAUAUAAGAAUGGUCCCUGCCCUACCCCUUGUUGUUGUUAUUUGUUGAUGUUGUUGAUGUGAGAAGGCUGAAGUGUUUGUAUAAUUUGACAUGUACACUAACGUGUUUGUUAAGCUAGAAGGAAAGGUCAUGCACUUAGCAAUAAAUGUAGUGGGAAUAUUUGCUUAUUCCAGAAAUCCAAGAAAGUUUGACAAUCAUUGACAUAAAUGCUGCAUCAAAGUAUUUAGAAAACCAAAGACGCUGUUCAGAUGAGAAGAAUUGAAUUUAAAAAAAGAUGAUGGCAACCAGUCAUGUCUUUGUUGUUCUUGUGUUUUGGAGCAUUGUGUUUUGUUCACUGAUACUGUGACGGUGACAGAACCUCUGCAGAGACGAGACAACCUGCCGGCAGAGCCACGCUGCUCCCGGCAGCUCUCCAUCAUAGAGGCCUUCAUGGUGCAGCGGAUAAAUGGAAGUCACUUUGCUGCCAAAGACUCUUCUACAAAGUAGUGACUUGAGGGUCUGAAUACUUUUUAAAAAAGAGAUAUCAGUUUUUGAUUUUAAUAAAGUUGUAAAACAUUUUAAAAACAUGUUUUCACUUUGUUGUCGUGGAUUAUGGAGAAGAAUACUCAACCAAUUUCCAUGA
This is a messenger RNA of Paralichthys olivaceus (Japanese flounder), 4752 nucleotides long. The record is from RefSeq and is a predicted model, not a curated record. NCBI's taxonomy places the organism in Eukaryota, Metazoa, Chordata, Actinopteri, Pleuronectiformes, Paralichthyidae.